AUGUAUGACUUUAUAAUUUCCCCCCCGUUUUUCACGCUACAGCCCAAUGUUGACACGAGACAGAAGCAGCUGGCGGCCUGGUGUUCCCUGGCUCUGUCGUACUGCCGGCAUCACAAACUCUACACCCUGGACGUCAUGGAGGCUCAGGAGAGCCCCGUAUUCAACAACAAGAAGAUAGAACGAAAACUGUCAAUGGAAGCAAUUCAAGUUGUGUUUGAGGAAUUGAGGAAAAAAGGGAACCUCGAAUGGUUGGACAAAAACAAGUCUCGGUGUUUAGUCAUGUGGAGACGACCGGAGGAAUGGGGCAAGUUAAUAUACCAGUGGGUUUCCAAAAACGGGAUGGUCAACUCUGUGUUUACACUUUAUGAGCUGUCCAACGGUGAUGACACAGAAGGGGAAGAGUUCCACGGUUUAGAAGAGUGGAUGCUGCUGCGCUCGUUGCAGGCGUUGCAAACAGACGGCAAAGCGGAGAUCAUCACCAUGGACGACGGAAAGGGCGUGAAAUUCUUCUGAAACGGUGCUGGAAUCACACACACACUGUCUGGGAGCCCUCAUACUUUUACCUCACAGGCAAAAAUUUUAAGAUUUAGCCAUUUAAGGCUACACGGGGUGCACCUCAAUGCCCGGCCCGGAGGAUACCGCUCCUGAAAAUGUUGUUGCCUUUUGGUUUGUUCAAAGCCUUUUCUUAUCGGAAGAGAAAAUAUCAUUUCUGAGUGUUUGAGGAAAAAGAGCAUUUUAGGUGACACCGCGUUUAAAGUAGUCACAGGUAACAUUCGUUGCCAUUUAAACAUGCAAUGGGCCUUUCAGGGGACUAUAACUAUCAUGAGUUCUCAUGGGGAAUAUCUCUCCCCAAAAGCUGUAACUUUACUCUUUCUUCAAUGUAAAUACGACUAGUUUUAUCCCAAUUUUUCUCCCUGUUAACAAAUUUCCUUGAUGUAAUUAGCUCUGGACCUUUUCGCUCAGCUGUUCCAAUCAGACAUCCCAAAGAAAUCCCACAACGCAACACCAGGGGGACUUUUUAUUUUGAGAGGAGAUGCUUCCAGAAGAGGAACCCCGCAGAGACCGGGACCACCAAUCCCUGCUCGACUCAGCUGAGUGUAUUAAUAGUGGACUUCAUGUACAGACGGCCGUCAUCCUAUUAUUGUGCAGUAGCUACUGUGACACUCCUGUUAUACUCUCUCUGUCUAUAUUCAACUUUCUUUUUUUCAUAUCCCGUAGGACAAAUAAAUUAGAAAUUUGCUA
Plectropomus leopardus (leopard coralgrouper) is the source of this 1242-nucleotide messenger RNA. RefSeq names its product vacuolar protein sorting 25 homolog (gene vps25). Lineage: Eukaryota; Metazoa; Chordata; Actinopteri; Perciformes; Serranidae. Gene Ontology annotation, biological process: protein transport to vacuole involved in ubiquitin-dependent protein catabolic process via the multivesicular body sorting pathway. The record is from RefSeq and is a predicted model, not a curated record. Gene Ontology annotation, molecular function: protein homodimerization activity; structural molecule activity. Gene Ontology annotation, cellular component: ESCRT II complex.